Molecule: messenger RNA, 1025 nt
Organism: Nicotiana tabacum (common tobacco)
Lineage: Eukaryota; Viridiplantae; Streptophyta; Magnoliopsida; Solanales; Solanaceae
Source: RefSeq, a predicted model, not a curated record
UUAUGAAUCUACAAAUUUUCAUUACCUAAGCAUGCAACUAUUCCUUCAACAACUUGUUUGAUUGAUUAGUAAUCCUCCUCAAAUUGCAUUUUACCUUCAUUGUUUUUUGCCAGCUUUAUCAUAAAUUGACUAGUUUUACGUUGGCGGUCAACUUUUUGUAACCUGCGACCAUAACUUAUUUGGAAUUGUGAUAGAGUUAGUGUUGUUCUUGUUGUUGUUAUUAACCUGUCUUGCAAUAUUGUGAAAAAUGGGUGGUGAAGUAUCUAAGGUAAAUGCCUCACCAACUAGGAUCCCCCCAAAAUUCCUUUAUCGCUUAGAUGACAUUAAAAAAAGGCGUAUCAACGGACGAACGUCCAAACAGUCUACACCUUCUAAGAAAGAAUUGCUUUCUGAUCAUGUCAUAGACGAGUAUGAGAAAGAAAGUCUAAGAAAGGAGGAGUCUGUUUAUAAGGAUAUGAAAAAGGUAGAAGCAGAAAAGGAAAGGGUAGCAAAAUUGAUAGAAGCAAUUGUUGAGGAAGAAGAAGAAGGGGAACAUGGAGAUGUUGAAGAUGAUGACAAUUAUAAAGAUGAUGAUAGGGUGAUUAAGCGUCAUGUUGAGGAGGAUAAUUGUCCUGGUUCACCAAGUUUUAGAGUUUACUUCACAAAUAACAAUGUUGAAGACAAGAAGAACGCAGUUAAUAUUGGUAAGAAGGAUGUAUGUAAGGACACAACCCCAAUUGCAGCUACCACACCAACUGUACCUAUGGCUGCUACCAUACAACCAUUAACAAAGGAGCCCGUGGUCAAGGAGAAAGAAAGGAAGAGGAAGAGUUUUAGAAGAGCGCUGCCUAAGAAUCUGUUGAACGUUCGAUCAUGUUGCUCUGCAGCUCACUCCUCCCCCGACCGCGCCCAUCUUCUUCCCGGAAAAGCACCAGCUUGAUCACUCACCAGAUUUGUUUUUUUUUUUAAUUAUCCUUUAUUCUUUAUUGGCUAUAUUGUCUCCUUGUAAACUGGAUGUAUAUGAAAAUCAGUAAAUUAAGAACUCA